Molecule: messenger RNA, 1545 nt
Organism: Prorocentrum cordatum
Lineage: Eukaryota; Dinophyceae; Prorocentrales; Prorocentraceae
Source: the annotation of a GenBank genome assembly
GGAUUCCUGGCGGAGCCCGCCGGCCCCGAGCCCGAGGCCUCAAUCGGUUCCGAGGAUUCCGAGUUUGAUCUCCGGAGCGGGAGCGACGACGAACAGGGGCUAGUGCUUAUCGAGGUCGACGGCCUGAUUGCGGCCGGGCGCAAGAGCUCCAUUCCGAACUUCCGGGAGCGCCUCAUGUCGAGGUUCCAUUUUGGGAAGUGGAAGGAAACUGGGGCGGACUACGGGGGGCGACACUUCCGCCAGCACGCGGACCGGAUUUCGGUCGACCAAGAAAAGUACAUCCGUGAACAACUAUCGUGUUUGCACCUCGACAAGUCGAGGCGAGAGUCCCCCGAAGAACCCCUCUCCCCCUCUGAAGUGAGUUCCUAUAGAGCGGCGACUGCGCAAGUCCAGUGGGUCGCGAGAGAAUCGCGCCCCGACGUCGCCGGAGGGGCAUCUAUGCUCGCUUCGGCCAUGCCUAAUCCUACCGUGGCCGACGGGCUUAUGCUGAUCAAGAUCUGUCGUUACCUCAAGGCUACGGCGGCGCAGCGGCUGACGAUUUGGGCGUUGGAUCCCCACUCACUCGCGUUUGCGACUGCGUCCGACGCGGGGGGGCCCGGGGGCGCCAGGCGAGGAGGAGCUCAGGGAGCGUGGCUUGUCCUCGUCGCCGAUGCCGGGAUCCGGAAGAACGUUCGAGCCAAGGUUAGCCUACUUUCCUGGCACUCCCAGCGUUUGAAGCGAGUAGUUGCCUCGACCGUGGCGGCCGAGACCUUGUCUCUCAGCAGUGCUGUUUCGGAGGCCCAAUGGCUCCAGGUGCUGUGGCGCGACGCCGUCUAUGGCGACGUGCCGCGCCCUGACUGGCACGCCGUGGCCUCACCGUUUGCCGUGGUAAUGUCUCAGGAAUGCUCUCUGGGAGAGAAGGCCAGUGCCCUUUCAGUAGUUGACGCCAAGAGUGUGUUCGACACUUUGUCUCGGAACACGGCGGGAUCCAGGGCGGACCGGCGGAACUCCGUGGAGCUGGCGGUUGUUCGCGACAGUCUGUCCGCGGUUGGGUCGCCCAUCAGAUGGCUUCCGCACGGACGGAUGCCGGCUGACCCCCUCACCCACGCUGACCCCGCAAAGGGGAACCUUGCUUUCCACGACCUCCUGUGUCGUGGCACUUUGUGCCUCGUGGACGAGUCCGGGCAUAUCAAUGAGCGUUCAUUGAACACCGCCCUCAAGUCUCGCUCGCGAGGUGCCUCGAGGAGGGCCCUUACCGUAGAGGCCCAGCGUCGAGAUGAGGGGAGUGAGUGGGGCUCCUCCCCUGGACUGGAGACUAAGGAGGAGGAGGAGGAGGAGGACUCAGGUGGUGGAGGUGAUGAGGUUGCGAGGAAGAGAGGAGGAGGUGAGAGCACUAGGAGAAGCGGAGGAAGAGCGGCGGCGCCGAAGCAGAGGAGCCAGCAUUCCGACCCGCCCGAGGAUGAGGAGAAAGAGGAGAAAAAGAAAGAGGAAGGGGGCAUCGCGGGGGAACCCGUCUUCCUGCAGUUCGAUCAGGCCGGAGGGGUCGCGGUGACCUUCCGGGGGUAG